Molecule: messenger RNA, 1645 nt
Organism: Lotus japonicus
Lineage: Eukaryota; Viridiplantae; Streptophyta; Magnoliopsida; Fabales; Fabaceae
Product: protein FEZ
Exons: 3
Coding region: 17-1264 (415 amino acids)
Biological process (GO): regulation of DNA-templated transcription
Molecular function (GO): DNA binding
Source: RefSeq, a predicted model, not a curated record
AGGUGGAGACAUAGAUAUGGAAGAGAGAAAUGAUCAUGCUGAGAAACUGGAUGAAGUUUUGCUACCAGGGUUCAGGUUUCAUCCAACUGAUGAGGAACUUGUUGGGUUCUACCUCAAGAGAAAGAUUCAGCAGAGACCUCUUUCCAUUGAGCUCAUCAAGCAACUUGAUAUCUACAAAUAUGACCCUUGGGAUCUUCCAAAGUUGGCCUCAACAGGAGAGAAAGAGUGGUAUUUCUACUGUCCUAGGGACAGAAAAUACAGAAACAGUGCAAGGCCUAAUAGGGUAACUGGAGCUGGGUUCUGGAAAGCUACAGGAACUGACAGACCCAUCUACUCCUCAGAAGGUUCCAAGUGCAUUGGCCUGAAGAAAUCCCUAGUUUUUUACAAAGGCAGAGCUGCCAAAGGAGUCAAAACUGACUGGAUGAUGCAUGAGUUCAGGCUACCUUCUCUCACUGACCCAAUGUCCCAAAAGAAGUACAUAGAUAAAACCAUUCCAGCUAAUGAAUCUUGGGCAAUCUGCAGGAUAUUUAAGAAAACCAACUCUACAGCACAGAGAGCUCUGUCUCACUCUUGGAUCUCUUCCCUACCUGAAACAAGAACCUCUGAUAUGCUAACUAAAGAACAAGAAAGCACCCAGUUUUAUUCACCCAACAUGCCACUGACAAAGAAAACUAGCUUAUUAGCCAGUCAGUUUUGCACUAACAACAAUGAUGGCCAAGACUUAACCACUGCUAGUAGUACUUUUUGUCCUUUAGAUAAUGUUGCCUCUUAUAAAUCCCUUCUUAACCCUUUGAUGCACAAAGCCUUUGACCAUUUUCCCCUAUCAAAUGGAGAUCUCAACACUGGCUUGAUAUUCUCAUCAUCUCCACUUGAAACAAUAUCUAAUGCUAAUGCCAAAUCUUCAAUGGAUGUUUCUUCCAUGUUGUUGAACAUGUCAUCCUCAGUGCUUGGAGAUUUUAGCAACAACACUCCUCAUGAGGACACAACUACAAGCUUCAAUGGUGGGUUGCAACUGCAAGACCACUGUCAUGACUACCUAAUGCAAGCCACAUUUGGGAACCAAUAUGAUAAUAAUGCAUUAGUGAAGGUUCCUAAUGUGAAUAUUGUGCCUCGUUUUGGUGACCAAGAGUUGGAGACAGUACGAUCCAUUGGGUUCCCAUUCAGUAUUGGUGAUGCAUGGAAGUCAAAUAUGCUUUGGGAUACUUCCUCUAAUUGUCCUUGUGAUGUUCCCUUGAGUCAUUCCACAACCAAGUGCUAUACUUAGUUAGUCCCUUUUACACAGAUUAGAAGCCCUUGUUUUUGUAGCUUCUAGUGGGAAUGAAGUAGCUAGCGAUGACUCUGACUUCUUAACUUAGAUUUCUGUUCAAUUUAAAUUAGUGUGGUUCACAUUUUCAAAUUUUUACACUAUCCUCACAUUAGAGUGGUUUGAGUUUCUCUACUCUUCCCAUUUAAAUAUGAGGACUGUGAGGAUAGUGUAAAAAUUUGGAAAUUGAAAUUGUUAGUUUCCUUUGAAUUAACAUGCAGGAAUUUUUUUUGUUUUGUUUUGUUGAUCAGUUUGAAAUUAAACAUUUUGUAACUUGAUGCAAUAUGUGAACUCAAAUGUCUAUGCAUGGAAAAGAAGAAAUGCGAGAGUUUCAAAACGAGA